Elgaria multicarinata webbii is the source of this 4066-nucleotide messenger RNA. It is a transcript of the gene WDR62, whose product is annotated as WD repeat domain 62. The transcript is spliced from 30 exons. Gene Ontology annotation, cellular component: cytoplasm. NCBI's taxonomy places the organism in Eukaryota, Metazoa, Chordata, Lepidosauria, Squamata, Anguidae. The record is from RefSeq and is a predicted model, not a curated record. Gene Ontology annotation, molecular function: protein binding. Bases 1 to 3747 code for a protein of 1248 amino acids. Gene Ontology annotation, biological process: negative regulation of canonical NF-kappaB signal transduction; positive regulation of JNK cascade.
AUGGCCAGCGGCGGGGGCUUUUACACGCGAGCGGCGGGCUCCGGCGCUGACUCGCCGCCGCUCCUCAGCCUGAGGCGAAGAUCGAAGCACCAAGGCCCAGAGGAAGCGGUUACGCUUGAGAAAGUGUUGGGAAUAACUACUCAGACCAGCAGUGGCUUAGCUUGUGACGCGAACACGGGGCAGAUAGCAUAUCCGACAGGGUGUGUGGUUGUGAUUUUCGAUCCUCGAAAGAAUAAACAAAGGCAUAUCUUUAAUACGUCCAGGAAGACUGUGAGUGCUUUGUCUUUCUCUCCUGAUGGGAAAUAUGUCGUAACUGGUGAGAACGGGCACAGGCCGGCAGUCCGAGUCUGGGAUGUCGAAGAGAAGACGCAAGUGUCAGAGCUCCACGGCCACAACCACGGUGUGGCCUGCGUGGCAUUCUCUCCCAACAUGAAGUACCUUGUGUCGGUGGGUUAUCCGCAUGACAUGGUUGUUAACGUGUGGGACUGGAAGAAGGACGCACUCAUUGCAUCCAACAAAGUGUCUUGCAAAGUCAUGGCCAUCUCCUUUUCGGAGGACAGCUACUUUGUUACCGUCGGCCACCGCCACGUGAAGUUCUGGUUCUUGGACGUGUCGAGGGAAGUGAAGAUUAAAGAGACGGUUCCACUGGUCGGUCGCUGUGGACUGCUUGGAGAACUCCACAACAAUAUCUUUUGCGGGGUGGCCUGCGGGCAGGGCAAAAUGUCAGGCAGCACCUUCUGCAUUUCCUAUUCCGGGCUCCUCUGCCAAUUCAACGAGAGGCGUGUGCUGGAAAAAUGGGUUGACCUGAAGGUGUCUCUGGCCAACUGCAUUUGCGUCAGCGAAGAAUUCAUUUUCUGCGGUUGCGCUAACGGAACGGUGCGGAUCUUCAACACGCACAACUUGCAGUACCUCGCAGACUUGCCAAAGCCUCACUAUUUGGGCAUUGACGUUGCCAGCGAAGAGGCGCUGAGAAGGCCCGAUGCUACCUACCCGGACACCAUUGCCUUGGCUUUUGACCUCUGCCAUCACUGGCUCUCCUGCGUGUACAAGGAUCACAGUGUAUACAUUUGGGACGUGAAGAACACCAGCCAAGUUGGGAGAGUGUGGUCCGACCUCUUCCACAGCUCGUUCGUGUGGAACGUUGAGGUUUAUCCCGAGUUCGAAGACGAUCAAGGCUGUUUGCCGCCAGGAUCCUUCCUAACGUGUUCAUCAGACAACACUGUACGUUUUUGGAACCUGGAAAAUGGCCCCCAAGUGGAUUUUCAUAAGAACGUCUACAGUGAUAACUUGCUGAAGGUUGUGUAUGUGGAAAAGAACAUCCAGCAUUUGCAAGAUUCAGCCAGUGUGCCAGACAGAGUUGAAAAUGUCGGCUACCUUGAUGUGAAAUCGGGUAUCCGUGUGAUGCAAGUCAGUCCUGAUGGCCGGCAUUUGGCCUCUGGUGACAGAGCUGGAAAUUUGAGGAUACACGAGCUAAAAUCUAUGGACGAGGUGAUGAAAGUUGAAGCCCAUGAUUCAGAAGUUCUCUGCUUAGAAUAUUCCAAGCCAGAAACUGGUUUGGCUCUGCUAGCUUCAGCAAGCCGGGACAGACUGAUCCACGUGUUAAAUGUGGAGCAAAACUAUAAACUAGAGCAGACCUUGGAUGACCAUUCCUCGGCCAUAACUGCUGUGAAGUUCAACGGAAAUGGGCACAUUCAAAUGAUUAGCUGUGGAGCUGACAAAAGCAUCUAUUUUCGCAGUCAUCAAAAGGUUGCGGACGGAAUUAACUUCGUCAGAACCCACCAUGUCGCCGAGAAAACAACCUUGUACGACAUGGAUAUCGACAUAACCCAGAAGUACGUCGCUGUGGCUUGUCAGGACAGAAAUGUCAGGGUAUACAACACGGUCACCGGGAAGCAGAAGUGGUGCUACAAAGGCUCGCAAGGUGAAGACGGAUCCCUCCUGAAGGUCCAGUUGGAUCCUUCCGGAACAUUCCUGGCUACCAGUUGCUCUGACAAGAGCAUUUCCAUUAUCGACUUCCACUCCAGAGAGUGUGUUGCCAAAAUGUUUGGACAUUCAGAAGUCGUUACAGGGAUGACAUUUACCUUUGACUGCAAACACUUGAUCACCGUCUCGGGAGACAGUUGCAUCUUUGUGUGGCAUCUGAGCCCUGAAAUUACCAGCUGUAUGAAACAGCACUUGAGGGAACUGGAUCAGGUCCAAGAGCGGAAGAAAGCCCGGGAGCACACCUGGUCUCAUCGGCUCAGGCAGGAGGCUUAUGUUGCUGGGCCAAGCAGAAAGCUCCCCCGUGAUUCUGACCCCCUGGCUGGUUACGUCACAGAGGAGGAGGAGGAGGAGGAGGAGGAAGAAGAAGAGGAGGAGGAGGAAGAGGAAGAAGCCUCUCUUCAUACUCCCACUAAAGAUGACCUUGAUAUAGCUCCACCUUGCUUCCUCACCAAUGGCAAACUGCCGAUGUGGGCAAAGAGAUUGCUAGGAGAGGCAGAUAAUGCGGAGGGUUCUACGUCUAACUCCAGGGUGAGUUAUCAGCCACAAGGACGAUGGGCAGAAAGGGCAGACAAAGAGCCGAUUAAAACCCUCUUGGAUGCUGAGCCUUUUGACUUCACCCCAGUGAAAAACCGCAGCAUGGAUGACGUUGAAUUGGAGCCGCAGAAUCUAGAGCAGCGGCUCCUGGAGUCCGAGAGCUCCCCCGGCAACAUCAUCGAAGACUUCAAACAGCCAGAUUUGUCUUCUGAAGAUGAGGUGGCUCAGGAGCUCGAGGUCAGCGAGAGCCGCCCGUGUGACCCGCAGGCUGGCAACAGCCCAUCUGCUGGACAGAGGAGAUCCGUGAAGGCGCUGCCCCUUCAGCCAGUUUAUCACAAGGAGGCUGAUAAGACAAGAGAGAAGUCGCCAGAUAAAAUCUACUCUGUGGCUUCCUUCGGUUCUGAGGCUUCUGCUUUUGGUCACCAACAGGAAGACCCAGAGUCUCUUCUUUCGGAGGCAGAAGCCGAAGUGACUGACCUAGAGGAGAAUUUCCAGCAGAGCAACUCUUUGCCCCAAACCCCCGAGCAAGAGAAAUACCUCAAGCACCACUUUGAGACGCUGGCUGACGCCCACGCUGAAGAAAAGUUUGACAGUUGCAUAAAGGAUCUGAAGCCGCCUGAAGAGGACGAGGACCCCCGGUUUCUCAACCCUCGCCUCAGCAUUUCUGCCCGAUUUCUCUCUCGCUGCCAAAAAACCAGCAGGUUUGCCGCUGCCUUUCCUCCAAGGUUCCGCCAGCCCAUGCCGGCAACCGCUGCUGCGGAGCAGGGCAAAGAGGAGCGCCUGUUACCCCGCGAGCCCAAGAAACCGGAGAAGCCUUCAGCAGAAACUCACUCGGAUUUGAAGGAAAAGGUUGAUGCUAAAACACGCGGUGUUUCAGAAGCACAGGUUCUUGUCAGAAACUUUGAGAUGAGCCUGCAGUCUUUCUGCACCAAAUUUCAAGAGACUUUGCAGCUUUACGACCAGGUGACGUCCUGCAAUGAUUCAACGGAGGAGGAGUUCCUCCAUGUAAAGGACAAGCUGGUUAGUACUUCCUCUUGGAUGAAGAAGGAACUGGACUCUAGAGCCAUAAAGAAUAACAUGGAUGUGGCUACCACCACCGACAGCCCGUCCCUCUGGCUUAAGCGCCUUCAGGACAGCGAGACCAGUGCUCUCCUGAAACAUUACUCCGACUUGCUGCUGAAUAUGGUCCAGAAGAAGCUGGAGGAAGCUAACAAGGAGGACGUGGCCUGAACCUCCACGAGCAGCAUCCGUUUUGCUUCCCCAUCCUCCCCACGCCCCAAAUUCUAAUGCACUGGUUAGACAUGAGAAAAUACGGACAUGUAUUUCUAUGUAACUCCUGAGGAGUUGGCUGUUCUUAGAAAUAAUGGAUUAGUAUUUCACCUCCGGCAUUCCUUUGCUUCCAGGGGGAAAGUUCAAACUUUUACACACAAAUACUGACAAGUUUGGGUUGUGUUUGUUUGGUUUUGUCAGCUUUUGUCAGCAGCCUCUUAUCAAAAGCAUUCUUUAUAAGAAUGAGUUAAGCGAGAAGAGCCUUUGAAGUCCAUGCAGG